Messenger RNA from Penaeus vannamei (Pacific white shrimp), 2183 nucleotides. The record is from RefSeq and is a predicted model, not a curated record. Lineage: Eukaryota; Metazoa; Arthropoda; Malacostraca; Decapoda; Penaeidae.
AUGGAUUUCAGAGCUUGUGGUAUUGAUGUAUCUCUGCCUUCUGUCCUUUCAGCAUAUAAGGAACGAUGGUUCAAGUUGAAAUCCAACUUCCUCUUUUAUUAUCGACUUAAUGAGUUUGGAGGAGUUGGAAAGAAUGAGCCCAGUGGUGUGUUUGUGCUGGAAAACAUCGAGGUACAGAGAGAGGAGGAAGCUAAUCUACCCUUUGGAUUUGCGAUCAGGUGGAAGGAUGAUCCGGACAGAAAGCAGUUGUUCUUUGCACACUCGGAGGCCAGUGUUCAGUCCUGGAUCGGUAAAAUUUUGCAUGCAAGUUACGAUCAUUUGCGAGCCCAGCUGAUCAUGCUAAGGGUACAGAUCAGAAGGAAAACAGGCAAAGAUCCCUUGGAGCACUAUGGCACCCCUCUACCUCAGCGUGCAGCCAUGGCCCUGUUGCCUCUCCAGUCGGUCUCUCUCCAGGAUCUUUUCAUCUCUCCGUCGUCAGCCUUUAGUGUCUCUUCGGCACCAUCUAGUCCCUCCAUGAGUCAUUAUUUAAGGCCUAUGGUCCCAGAGAGUUCUUCCAGAAAUGAUCGCUCGGCCAAGAGUCCAGACUUGAGAUUGCGAAUCCCCAAGAGUCCGUCUCUGAGAGUGCCUACUAGGAGUGCUCCUGUUCCGCCUCCGAGGAGGGCCAAGAAAGUUGAGCCAGUGAAUGGAAUGUACAGUGAUCAACCAAACAUCCGUGGGAUUGGCCGUUCAAGAGCUUCCUUCAAGUGCCACCUAGUUGAGGAAUGCCCAAAGGAACCUCCGCCGAGUCUCCUUGACUGAAAAUGCAACAUGUAGUGUAACACAGUGUGGUGACAUACAUUUAAAGUCAACAUUGUGUGAUGGCUUCAGCUCUCCACAGCUCGCCCAUCCUACCUGUAGUCAUCCACCAAAUAUUUACGGGCAUAAUGGAAUCUCAUUAAUGCGGUGUAGAAGUACGGGCAUGAGUAAGAUUUUUAUUUAGUAAGGUGAUACCAUGAUCCCUUGUUCCCUCAAGUAGUGUAAUCCUAUGCUGGAGGUGAAAUGCUCUUACACAGAGGGUUUUUUAUUGUUCUUUUAUUUUUUAUUUUAAUAUUUUUUUUUGUAUAGGUAUUGUUUUGAACCCAUUCACAAAAGGUAAAAUUAGGAAUUAGUUUUGGUAAGACUAGGGUGUGUCAGCGUGGGCCACUCCACGCCGAGGCUAUUUCUCAGCUCAAGGUUGGGUUCCUGGGGCACCUUCCAAGCUGCCAGGACCAGGGCUCCUGAUGUGAGUAGAUGUCACCUGUUGCCAGUGAAACUCUGCAUUACAUAAAAAGCCAACACCUGCCAUGAAUGGGUCAAUAAAGAAAAAGAUGUAUAUAGAGUAUGCAGCUGAAGAGAAUUUUUAGAUGAUAGUAUGAUAAUAACCCCAGUUUUUAUAGAUGAUUUUCUAAAGAAAGGACCUCCAGAGUGUAAUAGAAAAUAAUUUUUUGAAGUACUAAUCUUUGUCUAGCGUCCAUUUCUGUGAUAUCUUCUUUACCCCAUAAGUCUGAGUAACAUUUAGACAAGCUUUAAUUUAAAUUUGAUAGAAGUACCUUGUGAUUUUGAGAGAAAUAGAUGGGAUUGGGGAUUUGGCCAAGAUUUUUAUAGCAUAGCUUAAUAUUGAAAAUGGACUCGGUGUGAGAUAAUACUUCAUUGGGGAUUGAAACUUCAGAAGUUUUAGAAUGAAUUGAAUUUUUUUUUUUCAUCUUUUUUUUGGUUGCUUUCUUAUUUCAUAUCACUUGAGAAGAUAUGCAUAGAAUUUGUACAUUAUCAUAGCUCAGUAACUUUACUUAUCACAGACAUUUACAUUGGAGUUAUAUGCAUUAUUCAUUUAGACUUAAGGUUUCCUAUUUAGCUUUUUGUAUUUUGAUUUAGGUUUGAAGAUUUUUUUCAUGAACUUUGUAUGUAUACAAUCAUAUCAGAUUUAUUAUCUCAUGAACAAAGAUUUAAAACUAAAAGAUGCACAUGCGCAUACUGUAUGCGUGCUUAUAUGUAAAUGCACAUGCACAGUGACCACAUCACACAAAUUUGCACUUGCACAUGUAAGCUCAUGCCACACAAGAAUGCACAUACACAUACAUAUGAUCACACAUGCACACGCACAUGCAAUAUGUACAAAUACAUACACACAUACACAUAUAUACACAUGCAUACACAUACACAUACAC